Messenger RNA from Styela clava, 1231 nucleotides. The record is from RefSeq and is a predicted model, not a curated record. NCBI's taxonomy places the organism in Eukaryota, Metazoa, Chordata, Ascidiacea, Stolidobranchia, Styelidae.
UAACCACUCGCUUUGUGAGAUAGGUGUGUAGGCUCGCUCUACUAAUAUUCUGUCAAAUCGGAAGUCGUCUCUCGAGGCUUAGGCCUGAAAGCGCAGCUGUUAGCUUAUUAAGUAGUUUUAUACUUUUGCAAAAUGUCUCAGCAUCAGAUUGAGGUUGAAGAGGACUAUGAAGAGGAAAGUGCUGUUACGCAGAUAUGUCUUAACGUAUUCUGCGUUCUAUUCAUCAUUCUAACUUUCCCCCUAACGAUAUGGGGUGUGAUUAAAAUCGUCAACGAAUAUGAAAGAGCAGUAGCGUUUCGACUUGGGCGGCUUGUACGAGGUCCUGCAAAAGGGCCUGGGGUGAUGUUUCUUUUACCUUGCGUUGACGAGGUUAAAAUUGUAGACAUGAGAGUAAAGUCGUUCGAUGUACCACCGCAAGAAAUUUUAACAAGGGAUGGGGUUACUGUAUCAGUCGACGCAGUGGUUUUCUAUAAAGUAUUCAACGCGACAUGGCAAGUGACAAAAGUUGAAGAUGCAGAUGCAGCAACCAUGCUGUCCGGCCAAACAACCCUCAGAAACAUCUUGGGCACUAAGACAAUGUCUGAAAUUCUUUCUGAGAAAGACCAAAUAGCUCACGAAAUGCAAGAAUUAAUUGACACCGCUACAGACGAAUGGGGAAUUAAAGUACAAAAGGUAGAAGUCAAGGACGUCCGGCUACCAGUACAACUCCAAAGAGCUAUGGCUUCCGAAGCUGAAGCAGGACGAGAAGCUAAAGCAAAAGUCAUUUCUGCUGAAGGAGAAACAAAGGCUUCAAGGCUAUUAAAAGAAGCAGCUAAUAUUAUGAGUGAUUCCCCCGACGCGAUUAAACUAAGGUACCUACAAACCCUGAAUUCCAUCAGUGCUGAUCGUAACGAGACUGUGAUUGUACCUUUUCAAGAAGAAGUCGUACGUGCGCUUCUUCAGAAAUUUUUUGCUUAAGACGAUUCAUCUUUGAAUUGACUUUAACUGCAGCUUUUUAUACAAUAAAGUAGUAUACCAUUUGGCACUGUAUUCCAUUGUCCGUCCACUUGUAUGUUAUAUAUAAGGCUGAUUAUUUAAAUGCAUAAAUAUAGUAUUAUGUCUGUUGAAACUUGGCAACAAUAAUUGUACAUCAAUGAUACGAAAUUACUGAGUGUAUUUCGUUUUACGAUGAGACUACAUUGGUAUUGAAAAUAUUGUACAAUAGUUUUCAAAUGUUCGUAAAAUAUUUUAU